This is a messenger RNA of Drosophila subpulchrella, 2064 nucleotides long. RefSeq names its product putative mediator of RNA polymerase II transcription subunit 26. Bases 167 to 1675 code for a protein of 502 amino acids. The record is from RefSeq and is a predicted model, not a curated record. The transcript has 3 exons. NCBI's taxonomy places the organism in Eukaryota, Metazoa, Arthropoda, Insecta, Diptera, Drosophilidae. Gene Ontology annotation, cellular component: nucleus. Gene Ontology annotation, molecular function: DNA binding.
ACACACACGCAGCGAGAAGAACAAGAAGAAGAGCCAGCAACAGCAAUGUUUGAGGGAGUGAAAAAUUAAACAAAAGUCCACGCAAUUGAGCAGUUAAAAAACGGCGGCGGUUAAUAAACAAUACAUCAAGAUUUCGGGCCAACGCGGACUGCUCCAGAAGCUCACAAUGGAUCGAGUGACCAAACCGCAGAAGAAAAUGCUCAUUACAUUGCUGCGGGAAACCAAGUACAUGGAGGGCAAGAAGGAGAAGGAGUGGUACUGGGAGAAAAUCCAGGCGGCCCUGAACACCAUCGGUCCCAAGAAGACCAUAAUCCAGUGGAAGAAGUGCUGGCGCGAUAUGCGAUUGACCACCAGAAAGAAGUUGGCGGAACUGAAGCGCUGCCAACUCUCUGGAGGAUCUCCGCCCCCGGGCAUCGAACUGAACCAGGAGGACAACGACAUCAUCGACAUUGUGGGCACCGAGUACUUCUACGAGGAGAUGAACGGCGAACUCAAGGCGGAGAACUUUCUGACCGGCCUGGACUACGCUCCGGAGCACUUGUGCGAUGCCAUUCUCACGGCGGCAGUGGGACACCACCAGCACAACAUGCAGCACCAGAAGGAUCCGCAGGCCCAUCCAGGACAACAGCCGCAGCAGGAUCACCACACCAAUGAUGGCGAAACCAACGAUGCACCUGGAUCAAGCAACGGGGGCUCAUAUCAGGGCCACCCUGUGCCCCAGCUGCAGGCGCUCAAUGGCGGAGGCGUAGAGCAUGCCGGCGGUGUCCAUUCGCACUCCGGGAUGCUCCAGCAUCCUGCUUUUCAUGGCGGCUUACACCCGCACCUGUUGAGGCGCCAGCAUGUCAGUGGAUCACUGUCCAGGGAGUCGCCCUUUGAGGAGAAGCUUCUGCAAUUCAUGCAGGACGCCUUUCCAAAAAAGAGCAAGAAGCGCAAGAACCGGGAUCCGGACAAGUUAUUUCUGCUCUCCCUUUACGAAGAGAUCAAGCGGGUUCCUGAGGAAAUACGCCUAGACGUUAAGUCCGAACUAAUGCAGAUACUGAAAAAGUACCAGAAGAAGCCGCCCGUCAAGGCGGAGAAGUCCACGCCCUCCUCCACGUCAACCUCCUCGAAAUUGAGCUCCAGCAGUAGUGGCAGCAACUCGGUGACUUCCCAUUUGUCCCACAGCAUGUACCAGUUGCAGAAGAAGUACGAGAAGGGCGAACGGGAGCCUUCCCCUCAGUCGCAGGUGGAGCGAGUGGUCUCCGCAGGGGUAGUCGCUGUGCCCCUUCACGCCUCCCAGCAGCUGCCCCUGUUCCAGUUGCAGAAGAAGUACGAGGAGAGCGCCGUGGAUAAGGUUCACCAGCAGCAACAGCAGCAGCAGAGCGAGCAACGCAAGCACGCGGAGGCCGCUCAGGCCCACCAUGCUGCCCACCAGCAACCGCCACCGCCACCACCCAACGAGCACCUGCACCACCCACAGAUGAGUCACAACAUCAUGUUUCCGCUGGGCCAGCUGCGCAACGAGCAGCCGCCCGCUCAGCAGCACCAGCAUGCCCACAAUCCCCACCAGCAACAGCAGCAGCAGCAACAGCAUCCCCACCAGCAGCAGCAACAGGGACAGCAGCACCAUCCGCCCACGAUCUUUGGUUCGACCGCCAGCGAACGGCCUGCGAUGUCCUACGAGAACGUUGGAUGAGUACUGAGCCGUCUGUGGGAAGCCACUUGUGGAGCACCACGCCCUGCGACGGUGUCCCCCACGACGGCAGACGCGCACCACUGCUAGCCCUCGAUUUAGAAUGCAACUAGUAGGUCUCACUCUUAUGCUAGCCUAUACCUAAGUAUACAAAUGCUCACUUACUACAAGGAUGUUCAUAGUUCAGAAAUGCUGAGAUAAUGCUCACUUUCUGAGCAUUUCAAGCAAGAUCUGUAUGAUUUAUGUAUGUAUUUUUUUAGUAAGUGCACGACGUGAUCUUCAUGUAAAUGUUCCCGUGGCAAUAACAGCGCAGCUAAACUGCGGUUCAUGUUCUCAAUAGAUCGCGACGCGUGAAUUUAUCGGUGUAAACACAAAUAUAAUUGUAUCUUCAA